Molecule: messenger RNA, 300 nt
Organism: Rotaria sp. Silwood2
Lineage: Eukaryota; Metazoa; Rotifera; Eurotatoria; Philodinida; Philodinidae
Source: the annotation of a GenBank genome assembly
AUGGGACAACCGAUGAUAGAACUCAUUGAUCAAAAACAAGUUACUACAGAAAUUUGUUUUCCAUUUAUUAAAGCACUCGAACAGAGAUUUAUCGAUAAUAAAGAAACAACAAGUCAAAUGAUGAGAGCAUUCUUCUUUAGCUUAGCAAUACAAUUAGAAAAAUAUUUUAAAAUUCUUAAAAAUUUUCCACACAAAGUUCAUCGUCAAUUGGCUUCGUUUAUUCUAAUUGCACUUCAACAUCGACAUCAAAAUGAAAAUGAACAAAUGCCAUUCGAACAUAUUAUAACAAUAAUUCUUUGA